AUGGUAUCUUCUCUCCCCCAGCUACCCAUGAUCCUCACGGAGCUCCCAUACGACAUAAUACUGCUAAUCUGCAUUAACCUCGAACCAAAGGGUUUUCUCGCGUUCAUACAGACAUGUCGUGUCCUACACGCUUUCGCCUCUUCAGACUAUGUUUGGCACCAUAUCAGUCAUAACCUUCCACUUGACAUCCGCAGCGGAGAACUUGCGCAUAUCCCCGGGCCCGUAAUCAAGCAAAGUGUAAUCAGGGCGCUACAACUCAGCCGAAAUUGGGAGCGAAAGGUCUCAACAAUUCGACGGAUAACACGCAUUCAUUCACGAAACACUGUGAUCCACAUGCAGCCGCUGGAUAAUCGGUGGCUUGUAACUCUAUCUCGGUCUCCAGCUUCUUCAAUCCAUCUCUCCGUUUGGCGCCUAGAAGAAGCUGCUGGCGCGUCCGUUACACCGACCUGCAUUGCGUUAUUCGAACCUCUGCACGCGUUCAAAUUUGCUGCUUCACUGCAAGAUGACGGAGACAGUGUCCUCAUUUCUGUUCUUGGUGCCUCGCCAACACAUAAAGGAAGAUUGCUGACUGUCUACCAUCUCAAUUUAAAGGGCCGUAUAGAAAGCGGCAGUCAGAAUGGGACGCCAUACCUAAUGAACAAUUGGGUCGUGGAGAACCCUGGGGUGUUUUACUAUUCAGAAAUAGCCGGCCCAAUUGUGGCAGCUGCCGUCGUCCAUGUAUCCCAAGCAGCCCAUAGUCACCAAAUCGUUGUUCUCAAUACACGAACAAAUGUUACUGUUCUUAUCGACUCACCCAGUUUAUCGAAGUUCGAUUGUGGCCGACUUCAGUUCAGGAUAUAUUCCGAAUUCAUUGCUCUUGUUGGAGUUUACAACGAGCAAUUGAAAGUUCAAGUCCGGGAACUACCAAUGAAUAUCCUCUCAGGAGAACCAAUAUCUCAUCUCUCUCCCACCGACCUGAUCCCAGUGGAAGACUGGAAAUCUUCCGUCGUGGACUACGACACUCCGAGAGAUCGCAAUCUUGAGAUCUAUACGACAGCUGAGCCACUAUACCAGACGUCUUUGGAGUCGAUUUCGGUCAUGGUCGCCCAUUCGCCAUUCUCCACGAUGCAGAGGGGGAAAGUAAAUGUAUUCCAUUUCCCAGUCGACACCUCGAAAAGAGAUCAGAGGUUCUCUAACUGGGAGCCUGACUACACUUUCACAACACCCCCAAAUGUGACUUUGGAACCAACAUGCCUUGGGAAAACCGGUCGUCGAGCAGUAUGGCUGGAGCACCAAUGGAACACUGAUGACUUCCGGCUCAUGAAGGGUUCAUUCAUUCCUACCGGGGACGCGCCGCCCCACGCCGUCCUGCUUCGACCUGCGGAAAUGGCCUUGCCAUUUGAACCUCACACUUGCAGGUCACUGGCGUUCGAAGAAUCUAGUGGGAGAGUGUGGAUAGGGGUGCACACAGGGGAUAUCUACAUUCUAGAGUUUUAG
Molecule: messenger RNA, 1476 nt
Organism: Cyclocybe aegerita
Lineage: Eukaryota; Fungi; Basidiomycota; Agaricomycetes; Agaricales; Hemipholiotaceae
Source: the annotation of a GenBank genome assembly